Molecule: messenger RNA, 2619 nt
Organism: Mus caroli (Ryukyu mouse)
Lineage: Eukaryota; Metazoa; Chordata; Mammalia; Rodentia; Muridae
Gene: Ggps1
Product: geranylgeranyl diphosphate synthase 1
Biological process (GO): isoprenoid biosynthetic process
Molecular function (GO): prenyltransferase activity
Source: RefSeq, a predicted model, not a curated record
CUGACGGACAUUAGAACUACCAAGACCGCAAUGCCCCCUUGCCUGCGUUCGACGAGAGAGGGGAGGGGAAGGAGGCGCGGCCAUGAGGCAGAGGGGAGGUGGCAUGCGACGCCUGCGCAGUGUGAUAGGGAUGGCGUAUUUUCUUGCACUGAGUGCUGCGGCGUCGCUGGCCGCUGAGGAGGGCGGAGAUUUCUGUGUGAAAUAGUGGGAGGGCUCCAAGGAAGCCUCGAGAAGAGCCGCAGUCAGAACAAUAAAUUGAGAAGUCGAUGUGGGCAUUGCUAGUCUCGUACCGGCGGCGGCUUCAAGUCUGAGAUCAUCGUGGAAUCGUCAACUUUGAAAUUUAUAAAACAUGGAGAAAACUAAAGAGAAAGCUGAAAGAAUUCUUCUAGAGCCUUAUAGGUACUUACUUCAAUUACCAGGUAAACAGGUGAGAACGAAACUUUCACAGGCAUUUAAUCACUGGCUGCAAGUCCCAGAAGACAAGCUACAGAUUAUCAUUGAAGUGACUGAAAUGUUGCAUAAUGCCAGUUUACUCAUUGAUGAUAUUGAAGACAGCUCAAAGCUCCGACGUGGUUUCCCAGUGGCUCACAGCAUCUAUGGUGUCCCAUCUGUCAUUAAUUCUGCCAAUUACGUCUACUUCCUUGGACUGGAAAAAGUCUUAACCCUUGAUCACCCAGAUGCGGUGAAGCUUUUCACACGCCAGCUUCUAGAACUUCAUCAGGGCCAAGGCCUCGACAUUUACUGGAGGGACACCUACACUUGUCCAACUGAAGAAGAAUACAAAGCCAUGGUGUUGCAGAAGACAGGUGGUUUGUUUGGACUAGCAGUAGGUCUUAUGCAGCUGUUCUCUGACUACAAAGAAGAUCUAAAGCCACUGCUUGACACACUUGGGCUCUUUUUCCAGAUUAGAGAUGAUUACGCCAAUCUACACUCCAAAGAAUACAGUGAAAACAAAAGUUUCUGUGAAGACUUGACAGAAGGGAAGUUCUCAUUCCCCACUAUCCAUGCCAUCUGGUCAAGGCCAGAAAGCACCCAGGUUAACUGGACAUAAAGAAUGGAGUUAAGAGACUAGGCAAAGCUGCAACACCACCACUGAGACUGAGGCAAGAGGAACAUGAGUCCAAAAGCAGUCUGAUCUCCAUAGGAAGGUGGAGCCCAGCUGGAGUGCAUACUCAGACCUUUGUCUCAAAACACAAAAAUACUGAGUUAAGGAAGCAGGGCAUUAUUGAAGUAAGACAUGCAUUUGAAACACAAAUUAGGAAUUUAAAGAGACUCAGAUUUUCUAAAAAGUUCGUGAAAGCGGAUUUGUGGUUUGAUAAGAUGACUUAGUUUGUCAAGUACUUGCUGCAUAAACAUGAGGAUCUGAGUUUUGAUCCCCAACAUCCACAUAAAAUCGGAAUGUGACAGUGUGUACCUUGUAAUCUCAGUGUUGAGGCAGGAAGACAGGCAGGCCUUGGAUACUAUGGCAAGCCAUUCAUUCUAACUGAAUCUGUAAGUUCCAAGCAAGAGAGAGACCCUGUCUAGGAAAAUAAUGUGAAACCCUAUUGAGGAAGACACCUGAUCUUGACUUCUGGUAUCCACAUGCUCAUACAUAUAUGCAUACAGUUAUAAAUGUAUAUACACAAAAGUAUGAUAAUUUUAUUAAUUUAUCAGAGCCUGAAACUUCACCAAUUAAGAUUUUAAAAGCUGCAGAUUGAAGGUGAACAAUUAAAAUUACAGCAUUCAGUACGUGGUUAGUAGGGACUAGAGAGGUGGCUCGGCAGAUAAAAACACGUGUUCUUGCCGAGGACCUGAGUUCAGUUCCCAGCACCAUACAGUAUUCAGUUUCCAUGGUCACUCAGGUGUGUGCACCUGGCUGUACAAGCAUACAUGGACAUAGGAAGGUCAGAGGGGACUACCACGUGACUCACUUGAUCACUAUUUCUUAGACAGGGUCAUUGUACUGUCCUGGCUGUCCUGGGAUUCUCUGCAUACACCAUGCUGGUCUCAAACUCAGAGAUCCUCCUGCCUCUUCCUUCCACCUUGAUCACUUUUUUCUCUUUUUUAAUUGUUUUAUUUGUCAUUAAAGUGUGGCAGGGUGCUGGUGUGUGCAUGCAACAAAAUAUAUAUGCAGGUUAGAGAACAACUUUUGGAAGUCAGUUCUCUCCUUCCACCAUGGGUUCCAGGAAUCAAACUUCAGUCAUCAGGUGUGUAUGACAAUUCUUUGAUACUCUGAGCUAUCGAUACAGGGUCUCUGAAUCUGGAGUUUAAUAAUUCAGCUAGCCUGCACAGCCAGUGAGUUCUAGAGAUAUGCCUUUUCCACCUCCUGGACUGUGGUUACUGAUCUGUGUCACACUCAGUGACACAUGGGUUCUGGGAUCUGAAUUCAAGUCCUCCUGCAUUUGUGGCAGGGACUUUACCAUGACCCAGCACUCUACCAUCUAAUUUUUAUUUAUCACUGUCCAGAUGCAAAACAAAAGUCUUGAUCUGAAGGGGAUAGAAGAACCAAUUCUGAGCAAAAUAUGAGUGUCCAUACCCCAGCUACACAAAAUCAGGUCACCCUGAAUGGCACAUUUCUGUGAACAAGGUUUUAUAAAUUAAAAAAAAAAUUUAUUAUGUGUUAUGGCAUGCAUGUGGAGG